CGGCGAACACUGGUCGCCAUCUUGAGUAAGGGCAAAUCCCAGCUGCUGCGCUCUUUUGACAGCAUCAUAGACCUGAGGAAUGGGGGAAAUCGCGAAUAUGAAGUCUCGCGAUGUUUGCGUAGCAGCUCUUUAGUUAUCGCUGUGUCUGCUGGUGUAGGUUCUCCGUUCCUAGUGUUAAGUCUUUGCAAAAUCUUUCACACGCAGCAGAGCUCCAGGGUCGGCUCGUUAAUCUUGUGCAUCCCCGUCCUGAAACGUAGUUUUAAGACUUUCUUCUUGUCGCUUGCCCUUUAUAGCAUGGGGAAGAUCGGGUUGCAGCUCAAAGCCACUUUGGAGAACAUUACAAACCUCAGGCCGGUGGGGGAGGAUUUUCGAUGGUAUCUGAAGCUGAAGUGUGGUAACUGUGGUGAGGUUACAGACAAAUGGCAAUACUUACGAUUAAUGGACAGCCACCCUCUCAAAGGAGGCAGGGGGAGUGCCACCAUGGUGCAGAAAUGCAAGCUGUGCUCCCGUGAAAAUUCAAUAGAUAUCUUAAGCCAGACAAUGAAGCCUUACAAUGCAGAAGACAAUGAGACGUUUAAGACAAUCGUGGAGUUUGAGUGCCGUGGCCUUGAACCAGUGGACUUCCAACCGCAGGCUGGGUUUGCUGCUGAAGGUGCAGAAUCUGGCACACGUUUCGAUGACAUCAACUUGUUAGAAAAGGACUGGACCGACUAUGAUGAAAAAAUAAAGGAGUCUGUUGGCAUUUAUGAAGUUACCCAUAAGUUUGUAAAAUGCUGAGAUUUAUGUUUCCCCACGGAUCAUUGUCUGUAGAGCUAUGUUGUUCAAAUUGUCUUUGUGGAUCUUAGAAUAAAAGUCCUGUACUUUCUACAGGGUUUGUUUUUCCA
Pogona vitticeps (central bearded dragon) is the source of this 884-nucleotide messenger RNA. RefSeq names its product CXXC motif containing zinc binding protein (gene CZIB). Gene Ontology annotation, molecular function: zinc ion binding. NCBI's taxonomy places the organism in Eukaryota, Metazoa, Chordata, Lepidosauria, Squamata, Agamidae. The record is from RefSeq and is a predicted model, not a curated record.